ACUCCAUUAUGUUCUCAUCAUUUCAGCAGACUACAUUCCAGUUUCAUAUUGUUUUCCGAUGACUUGGUAAACAUCUUCUUAUUUCCAAACCUUUUCUCCAACUUCACUCGUCACCGUUUCUCAUUUCACUGCACCAUUCUUCAUUACCACCAAUUCACCCAAGUAGCACAAUAGAUAGAGAAGCUUCAUCAUCAACCUCUGGACGUACUGAAAGAAGAGAUACACUCUACAAUUCACCAAAGGAGCAGAAGGGAUACAGAGCCCACCAAUUCACCAAAGAGGCAGAAGAUAUAGAGAGCCCGAAAUCAUUUGAAGCAAACUUGUUUUGUCUGCUACCAAUUUCUGUAUAUUCUGUGCGACAACAACGAACUUUGAGCACAGAGUCUACAUCAAAAGGAGUCGACAGGCAGUGAAGCUUCAUCCAGUACUGGACUGACUACUAAGUACUAAGCCCGAUAUCAUUUGACCGUUUUACACCAAGCCCUCCUAGUUCCUAGCAUCAUUCUUCGAUAUCACCACAAAAGGAGUAGAGAGGGAGAGAAGCUUCAUCCAGUGCUGGACUGACGACGAUAAGUACCAAGCCCGAUACCGUUUGACCGUCUUUGUCUCUCGUUGUUUUCAUUGUGCAAGUUUCUUUCAUUUUAUCUUCACCUGGAGAUAUGGCCGCUGCCUUAGUGGGAGGCUCACUCCUCUCUGCUUUCCUUCAAGUGCUAUUUGAUAGGAUGGCUAGGCCCGAAUUCCUGAAUUUGUUUCGUAAUCGGAAGGCCGAUGAUGAUCUCCUCCAAAAGCUCAAGAGUGAGUUCCUCACUAUUGAAGCCGUGCUUGAUGAUGCAGAGAACAAGGAAAUACGGAACCCAUCUGUCAAGAAAUGGCUUGAAGAGCUUCAUGAUACAUUUUAUCAAGCAGAGGAUUUACUGGACAAAAUCAACACUGAAGCUCUGCGAAUUAAGGUAGAAAGUGAGUACCAAAGGUCAACCAGCAAUUGGAGAAGUGCCUUAAGAAGAUUAUGCCUUGAAAGGAUUCUGCCUUGUAGAUCUUCAGGUAAUAAAUUCCUUAAGAGGAUUAUGCCUGAGAUUGAAACGAUAGUGGCGAGCCUAGAGAGACGUAGGCAACAAAGUACUGACUUGCAUUUGCAACAAAUUAUUCCCUUGGGUCAUUCCAGAAUAGAGUCGCAUCAAAAAUUUGAUACAGCUUUGAUUGAUGAGACUACUAUUUUUGGGAGAGGUGCUGAUAAAAAGAGCAUAAUUCAAAAGUUGCUGUCUGAGGAUGCAAAUGGAGACAAUAUCACCGUGGUUCCAAUAGUUGGAAUGGGUGGGCUUGGCAAGACCACCUUGGCCCAAAUGGUUUACGAAGAUUUGGGGGUGGAAGUGAGUUUUCCUACCAGGGCAUUGGUCUGCAUAUCAGAAGAAUAUGAUCCUACUAGGAUAACAAAAGAAAUCCUAAGGCAGCUCGGUAUUUCUUUUGGUGAGAGUGAUAACUUGCUCUCCCUUCAAGUGAAGCUACGAGGUGGCCUAACUGAGAAAAAGUUCCUUCUUGUUCUGGAUGAUGUUUGGAAUGAUAACUACAAUGACUGGGACAAUUUAAGGACCCCUUUCAAAGGUGGAUCACGUGGAAGUAAGAUCAUUGUUACAACACGGAAUCAGCAAGUUGCAAGGAUGAUGGCCGAAGAAAGGUCAAUUCAUCAUUUGGAUCCCAUGCUAGAGGAAGAUUGCCGGUCUUUAUUUAAGAAGCAUGCAUUUGAAAAUAGAGAUGGCAAUGAAAAUGCAGAACUUGAAGAAAUAGGAAACAAAAUUGUGACGAAAUGUCGAGGGUUGCCUUUGGCUGUGAAAACAGUUGCAGGUGUUUUGCGUUCCAAAACUACCCCCGAAGAAUGGAAAGAAAUUUUAGUAAGUGAAGAGUGGACUCAAAUGGAUAAUCCAAAUGGCCCCCUGCCAGCAUUGAGAUUAAGCUACAUUCAUCUUCCUUCCCAUCUUAAAAGGUGCUUUGCUUUUUGUGCUGUGUUCCCCAAAGAUUACCUGAUUAGAAAAGAGGAAAUUAUUCAGUUAUGGCAAGCUAAUGAUCUUUUAGGGUAUCCUGGAGAAAAUAAAAGAAUUAAGAAUGAGGGUGAAAAGUGCUUUCAUGAACUGAGAAUGAGGUCACUAUUUCAUCAGUUAUCUGACCAUACUUUCUCCAUGCAUGACCUUGUGAACGAUUUGGCUUGGUUUGUUUUUGGGAAAUAUUGCCUUAGGUUGGAAGAUCAUCAGGAAGGCAAUGCUACAAUAUCUGGUGCAAGACAUUUUUCAUACCAUCCUAGUUGGAUUGACACAUUUCAUAAGCUUAAUCUCUUGAGGGAGACUAAGAAUAUAAGAACAUUCUUACCAUUGAGAACGGGUCCUCCUUUGAAUCGUCUAAGCAACAGAUUCUUAGAGGAUACCUUGCCCCAAUUCAUGUCUUUAAGGUUUCUAUCGUUGUCCUGUUAUCAGAAUAUUGUGAAGUUACCAAACUCUUAUAGUGGCUUCAAACAACUUCGAUUUCUGAAUCUCUCUGAAACAGGAAUAAAGGAGCUACCAGAGUGGAUAUGUAGUUUCUAUAAUCUACAAACUUUGUUGUUGUCACACUGUAGAGGACUUAAAGAGUUGCCAGCAAAUUUGGGAAAGUUAAUUAACUUGUGUUGCCUGGAUAUUAGCGGAACUCCGUUGAAGAAAAUGCCACCACAAAUGGGUAGACUGAUAAACCUUCAAGUCUUGACUGCUUUUGUCAUAGGCAAGGACAGCGGUUCAAUGAUUGAGGAGUUGGGCAAGCUUUCUAUGCUACGUGGUAAGCUAAUCCUUUCGGGGCUGGAAAUGUUUCUAGUGGCAGGGAUGCAUCCAUGGCCAAGAUGGAAGGUAAGGAACACCUUGACGAGUUAUCUUUGGAGUGGAACGGUGCUAUCAAUGAUUCACAAGCUAUGAGAGAUGUGCUUGAUAAAUUGCGACCGCAUCCAAGGAUAAAGCAUCUUAAGAUCAUAGGAUAUGGUGGGAGAACAUUUCCAGAUUGGAUAGGCAACCCUUCACUUUGCCGUUUGAAAUCUUUGAGUCUAUCUAAUUGCAAAUAUUGUCUUUCCUUGCCUGCACUUGGGCAGCUAAGGUUCUUGCAAUCACUUGAAAUUGUUGGAAUGAGUUGUAUAUCAGACUUGACACAAGAUUUUUAUGGAGAUGUCAGUGCAACCAAACCAUUCCCAUCUCUGAAAAAGUUGAGAAUCGAGAAGCUGCCUGAGUGGGAGAGAUGGCACGUACCAGAAGGUGAAGUCUUCAAUAGACUUGAAGAACUCAGUAUAAUUGGUUGUCCCAAACUGAUUGGAGAACUUCCCCGACAACUUGCAUCGCUGCAAAGCCUUAAGAUAUCUGGCUGCGGCAAUCUUGUGCGUCCCAAUGGUCAAUUGAGCAUCCUGAAUGGAGAGAAUCAACAAAAUUUUUCAUCUCUUCGUCAAUUGAAGAUUUCAGAGCUAGAAAAUUUGAAAGAGUUGCCCCUACAGUUCAACCAAUUAUCCAGGCUUGAGGAAUUGAAUAUUUCAGCGCUAAAAAAUUUGGAAGAGUUGCACCUACAGUCCAACCAAUUAUCCCGACUUAAGGAACUGACGAUUCGUGAUUGUGGGUCUCUCUCACCCUCGCACGUGAGUAGACCACCUGCCUCACUUAAAUCACUUCAGUACGACGGACGCUGCAAUUUGGAAUUGGAGAGUUCAAGCGGGGAGGGUGGUGGGGCCUUGGAGGACUUGACAUUACUAAAUUGUGACUCUGUCAAAGUCAAAGUCGAGUGGCUUGCCUCGUUUCCCAUGCUAAGAUAUGUUCAAAUUUUUAACUGCAGGAGUGUUGAGAUGCUCUCAGUUCCUACUGCACCUGCACUUGGGAUUGGGAAUCAGAGUGGCAUGACAACUACUACUACUACUACUACUAGUACUAGUAGUGUGAUGACGUCACUUCAAUCCUUGUACUUCUCGGGCUGCGAUGAUCUAAUAUUGUCUUUUCCAGCCUCCAGUCUAACGUCGCUUGGUAUCUACCAUUGCAAGAAGCUCACGUCGCUGCCGCAACGGAUGGAAUCCCUCCUUCCAUCUCUUCGAUCUCUGUGUCUAAGAAAUUGUCCAGAAAUUGAGUGCUUCCCGGAAGGGGGUUUGCCCUCCACCCUACAAUUUCUUCAAAUCGAAAAUUGCAAGAAGCUCAUGAGUCGCAGGACAGAGUGGGGUUUGGAGAAACUUCCCUUUCUCACGGGUUUGAGCAUUGAGAGUCCCUGUGAUGAAGUAGAGUCGUUUCCAGAGGAGGACUGGCUGUUGCCUUGCACGCUUCAAUCUCUCUCCUUGUCCUCCCUUGAGAAUCUAAAAGUGCUAAACUAUUCAGCUCUUCGACACCUCACCUCUCUUCAAACUCUACGCUUCACUGAUUGCCCUCGACUCCAGUCCCUACCGGAAGAGGGACUGCCCGCCUCCCUCACCGAACUAUAUAUCUGGCGCUGCCCACUGCUGAAGCCAAGGUUAGAAUGGGAGAAAGGACAAGACUGGCCCAAGGUUGCCCACAUCCCCUGCCUGCUAGUCGAUGGUGACCUAGUUCCUUGAUGAUGACGCCGGUUACUCCUGAGGGCUCCCACAGUUACAAGAUCCUCAUCAUCAUCUAUUCAUAUAAUUAAAGUGCGAAUUGCCUGUUGUGAAUAACUAGGAUGUGCUGAAAGGACAGUUGAGAUUCCAAUCAAGUAAGGCCACCAACUCAAGCAGACAAAUGCUUUCCUCGUUAAAGAAAACCUUCAAUGUUCUAUAAGUCCAGGUGAUGCACCUUUCUUAGUAUUCUAAGGACCAUCAUUGCUCUCAUCUUCAGCCAUUGAAGAAUUGGGGCUGGUGACCUCCCUUUUUAUGCUAGAAAUCAAGAACUACUAAUUGCUGACAAUACAUUUGGAGUACAGAAAAGAAGAAGAUUGGCACAAGGUUGUCUUAUUACUGGAUGAAAAGUGAUGCUUCAAUAUCUUGACUCUUGGAGAACUUGGUUAGUUGAUCUUGGGUCCUAUAGAUGUCAACAGUUGUUUCAUAUCCAGAGUUGGCUGGCUUCUUUUGAGCUUAAGCUGAGAGGAUACCUGGUAAGAGCCAUAUUAUCACCGUCAUAUGUUUUCAGUCAUUGAUACCUUACUACUUAGCAGGAUGUUUUAUGUCAUUUGAAUUUCCUGUGUAUUCCAUAUCAUAUGAAGUUCAGUAAAAUCUUCAAGUCGCAUUAGUUAUGUUCAGUUAUCUGCUUCUUUGUUGCUCUUUUCACCGAGCUUUCUUCAAAAUAUUCAUUUAAUUUUAUAUAUCAUAAGACAUGUUAAACAAGACCAAAAAGUUGAAACAGGAAGAAAUUGUGGAAAUGAAUGGAGGAAAUGAUAAAUUGAAGGGAUAUGGCACAGCCUAACAGCUUCUUUGUCUCAAACACAAAUUGUCAUGGGUUUCAGUAAUGUCAUCCUUUGCUUAUUCGUCUUGGAAGGCAUAUUUCCUUUUUUGAGUACUUUGUUUAUGCAAGAUGUAUUGGGGGUACCAAAAAAAAUCCUUUUCUUUAUGGUUUUAUCUCUGUCAUAAAGAUUGUUCUUAGAUUAAAAUGUUGCAUACCACUAAGGUUAUCAAUUCCUGUAUGUCCUUCACUCUUUUUGUGAAUAAAUAUGCUAUGCAGAAUAUCUAUCCGGACAUUUUUCCAAGUUAAUACUUCCAUUAGCUUGUACUCCUACUCCUAUGUUAAACUAUUGCAGUGUUUCCUUUUGCAUCUUCCACUUCUAGUAAGAUGUUGGUUUCCUUCAAAUAUUUUUGGCUUCCUCAGUUUUUCAUUAUCCCUUGCAUUAAGGUAAUGUUUCUUCCUAUAGACUUGACAUGGCCCUUUCUGAAUAUAGUCCAGACUUGUGUGCUUUUUGUUGGUUGCAAUGGUAUUUUACCCCUUUUGACUUGGUAGCAUUAGGCAUGUAAAAGGCACCAUUGCUAGAUAUUUAUUUGUGUCUAAUCGUAAAUAGAUGAAGAGUUCAUAAAAUUAAUACGGAGAGAGAGUAGAAAGGGGUGCAAAAACAAAAUGAGCCCAAAAUCAGUGAUGGAUAUUUGUGUUGAUGACAGUUAUGACUAUAUUUCAUUCUUAUCUACACCUUGCAUUCGUGUGAUUGCUGUGUAAAUUUUCAACUUUCCAAGAUCCUUCUACACAAAGAGGGUAUAAACAUCAUAUGAGUAACUUUUUGAAACUAACUAUCAACAAUUCUUAUACUAAUAAUUGAUUGAGAGUUCCAAAACAUAGAACUUCAGGUCACUUGUUUUAAUAAUAAACAUAAAGGAAGCAUACAUACUGAAGAAUCAAAUUUUCUGAAAAGGAAAAGACAACUAAUUUGAAGUGGUUUCUGCUAUCUCUUCCCCUUGUAUGCUUUUCCUCAUGGAGUACCAUUGACAGCAUUCUAUCUUUGGUAUAAAUUGUUUAGUUCUGUAUUUGCUGCACAAUCCAUCUCUAAUACUCUGCUCCACUGCUACAAAUAUUUUCAUAUUUACCCCAUGCACCGAGAUAUUCUAGGUAUGUUGCACUUUGCGUUCAUUGUAAAUAUUUUCAUAUAUUCUUGUAGACCUUUGAUAAAUUGGAAUGCAUUCCUGUAAUUCAAGCACUGUUCUUGAAACAACUGGUACUUAAAAGAGGUCAUUCCAUGAACAGCAAGUGCGGGAUCACCUGCAGUUGCCUUUCCUGCUCCUCCUCUUUCCACUUUCUCCAUAGGAAAUGGACAAAAAUUUGAAAGGCAAAUCAUUGUUAUGUUUGAUAAUUCUUUGCAGAAUUGGGGCUAUGAUUAUUUUGUGCCUCUUUUCAGAAGUACGUAUUGCAAGGAGUUCAAUUUGCUGCUUGCAAAGAUGCAAUCCUUCCUCGCGCAUUAAUGUUCAAAAAUGUGGGAGCAUCCUGUGGCUGAGAGCAUUUUAGCUCGAUGUUGCCUCUAGACUGCAACCAUACCCUUUUGAUGGUGGAUAUCCAGAGUUUCCCCUCUCGCUGAGAAUCCAAGAUUAGUGGCACCGAUGAAGAAGAGUCGCUUCCAUGAUACUGGCUGCUGUCUUGCACGUUGCACCCUUACAAUCUCUCACUUGGAGCAGCAUAAGAGCUGAAGAACAAUGACCUACAAGCGUCUUCAACACUUAACCAUUUUGAAGAUAUGGAAAUAGCUGACUGCUUUCAGCUCUAGUCGCUGCAAAAAGAGUGGUUGGCAACUUCCCGGCUUCCCUUAUGCAUGAAAAAUGUGGUAUUCAUUGCUCAAAUUACUAUACAAGGGCAGAAUGGGAGGGGAAAGAUUGGCCUCAGGGUUUCUGAUGUAAACUGCAUAGCUUUCAAUAGUGAACUAAAUAGAAUAUUGCUUAGAACUUGAUUGAGCUUGACCUCAGGGGCCUCUAUCAGAUUCAUUUUCUUCGAAUGCUCCGAUGCCUCAAAUCACAGGAGAAUCAUUUCCUGUGCAUACCAUCCCACCUUUCUGCUGAAAAUCUCCUCAACUUGUUCUUUAGUUCUUGUUUCUCUUUCGGGAUUUUUCUCUGUUCAUGGCCAACCUUGCAGAACAUCUAAUUGUCUACUCCAACGAUGUUAUUGAAAAAGUGCAAGCCACAUCUUAGUUCUUGCCUUGCAUUUGCAAAAUCGGGAGUUUUUCAACUUUUGAGAUUAAUUUCUUCUUCCUUUUUGGU
Coffea arabica (coffee) is the source of this 7648-nucleotide messenger RNA. Its product is annotated as putative disease resistance RPP13-like protein 1. The record is from RefSeq and is a predicted model, not a curated record. Gene Ontology annotation, molecular function: ADP binding. NCBI's taxonomy places the organism in Eukaryota, Viridiplantae, Streptophyta, Magnoliopsida, Gentianales, Rubiaceae.